Messenger RNA from Emys orbicularis (European pond turtle), 624 nucleotides. RefSeq names its product acyl-coenzyme A thioesterase 6-like. The transcript is spliced from 2 exons. Gene Ontology annotation, molecular function: fatty acyl-CoA hydrolase activity. The record is from RefSeq and is a predicted model, not a curated record. Gene Ontology annotation, biological process: fatty acid metabolic process; acyl-CoA metabolic process. Lineage: Eukaryota; Metazoa; Chordata; Testudines; Emydidae.
AUGCUGCAACACCCACAGGUAAAGAGUCCAGGAGUUGGGCUACUUGGAAUCUCCAAAGGAGAUGAACUGUGUCUCCACAUAACCUCUUUCUUUAAGAACAUCACAGCCACUGUCUCCAUCAAUGGCUCCAUGAUCAGUUCACCCCCCGACGGCCAUUACAAGGAUGUGACCAUCCAUCCUCUGUUCCUAUGACCUGAAACGUAUCAGAUCACAGAGUCUGGAUUUCUAGAUAUUUUGGACAUGUAUAACGACCCAUUUCAUGAGCCUGGUUGCCAAAGCUUGAUCCCACUAGAGAAGGCUGAGGGGCACUUCCUCUUCAUCGUUGGCAAGGAUGAUCAUAUCUUUCAAAGUGAGUAUUUGGCUAAUAAAGUCUCUCAUAAUUUGCAGGGUCAUGGGAAGGAAAAGCCUGAGAUAACCAGUUACCCUGGAGCAGGGCAUAUUAUUGAACCCCCCUUUUUCCCUCUAUGUCCAGUGGCAGCAUGUGAAUUUGUGAACAACCUGGUUGUCGUGGGUGGUGAACCCAGAGCUCACUCUCAAGCACAGGUGGAUGCUUGGCAGCAGAUCCAAACCUUCUUCAACAAGAAUCUGAAUGGCAAAUUAAGCAUAACACAUAGCAAGCUGUAA